Molecule: messenger RNA, 600 nt
Organism: Cinara cedri
Lineage: Eukaryota; Metazoa; Arthropoda; Insecta; Hemiptera; Aphididae
Source: the annotation of a GenBank genome assembly
AUGGAUCCCAAGUCCAAAAUGCCAAUGGAUCCAAAAUUCGAUAGGCCAUUUGAUUUUGGUUGGAAAAGAGAGGUGGUAUAUAGGACCAAUGGAAAUGCAAUUGAUAUAUACUACCGUACACCAGAUAAUAAGAAGCUACGAUCGAAACCGGAAGUACGUGAAUAUUUAAAGCAAAGAACCCGAUUGAAAAUAGAUAAUUUCACGUUUACAAGAAAAGCCCUAGGUUUAGACAAUUCCAAGGAAAUAUGCAGAAACGCUUAUUCAACUGAAAGAGCUGAAAAUAAUCGCGGUGGAAACGGUAUAAAUAAUGUAGAAAACCAAAUUGUACAGUUAACUAUUGAGGAGAAAAACUCAAUAAUGAUCAAUCCUGUUCUACGAGUACUGGCAAAACUGNCACCAGAUAAAAAGAAACUAAGAUCGAAACCGGAAGUACGUGAAUAUUUAAAGCAAAGAACGCGAUUGAAAAUAGAGAAUUUCACGUUUAAAAGAAAAGCCCUAGGUUUAGACAAUUCCAAGGAAAUAUGCAGAAACGCUUAUUCAACUGAAAGAGCUGAAAAUAAUCGUGGUGGAAACGGUAUAAAUAAUGAAAAUUAUUUUUAG